Fulvia fulva is the source of this 690-nucleotide messenger RNA. RefSeq lists its product as uncharacterized. The record is from RefSeq and is a predicted model, not a curated record. The transcript is spliced from 3 exons. The coding region runs from base 1 to 690 and encodes 229 amino acids. Lineage: Eukaryota; Fungi; Ascomycota; Dothideomycetes; Mycosphaerellales; Mycosphaerellaceae.
AUGACUCUCACCGUCCCACCACCAGGCGCUGCCGCCGCCAACUACAAGAAGGCGCUCACCCUCUAUAGCGCCGGUGACGCCGUCGCCGCCACCCGCCAGGCCAUUGAGAAUCUCAAUGACGCCUUCUGCCCAAGGUACAUUCAAAUCAAGAACUCCCUCAUGGUAGGCACCCUAGUCGAAGAUGAGGGUCAUUCCUUCAACUACCUCAACCUCGCUGGUGAGGUCUUCCAGACCUUGGCGGAGGACAUUCAGGGCGGCAGCAGUGAGGCAGAGCAAAUGAUGGAUACAAUUGAUGAGGAGAUUGUGGAGACUACCCGCCGUCGUGAGGGUGUGGAUGGUCCAGUACAGCUGGCUGAGAAGGCUUUCACCAUCGUCGACUACUCCGUUCUCGGCUUGGCACCAGAGCUCGACGUGUCGGCGGGGCUCCGCGACUAUGUCAAAGACGCUCUCACCGCACGCGACGCCUCUCGAGCUGAGGCCGCCUUUCUGCGUGACGAGAUGACUCGUGUGGUCAAGCUCAACGCUGAGACUGCUCGAGAGCUCGCUUGGGCGCGUGUCCAGAGCGUCCAGCACUCACCCGCCGACACCAAGGGCGGCCGCGCAGCCUACGCCACUCUCGUGCUGAAGUUCGUCCUCCUCUGCUGCAUGCUCGUCAUGUUCUUCUUCGGCCGCAACAAGGGCAUCUGCUGA